Molecule: messenger RNA, 4539 nt
Organism: Diaporthe amygdali
Lineage: Eukaryota; Fungi; Ascomycota; Sordariomycetes; Diaporthales; Diaporthaceae
Exons: 8
Coding region: 1-4539 (1512 amino acids)
Source: RefSeq, a predicted model, not a curated record
AUGUUCAUGGGUCUGAGGGACAGCCCGCACCCCGAGGUUGACCCCGUUUGCCCCGUGAGACUUCAGAUGGGUAUGGGCGGCCCCAAGGGCCCCAAGGGGGAAAAGGAUGGGGCAGGGGAGGCAGACCGGGGCAAUUCCAAGGGCCUACAUUGGAACUCCGUACCGAUGAACAUUGAUCAUGAGACCGAUGCUGGCAGAAACGUAGUGUGGGAUCCCGCUUCUUGUCGUACAUGCCUACCACUAGAAGAGGCAGAGCCAAGUCCUAUUCACGCCAACCGAGAACCCGCAGACAUUUUCAUACAGCUUGGGGCGAUGUUGCCAACCGCCCUGGGGUGGUCUUGGAGUCUUGGUAGUCUCUUGUCCUACCAGCUUGGCGUGCAGACCAUUCCCAUCAUCAUAAUUGUGGAUCAAAAUCCACGACCGUCCUUAUGUCGCUCCAUUGUCAUGGAGCUUCCCCUGGUGACGGAUUACGUGAUAGGGCUGCAGGUUGUGGCGGGGAUUCACUGCACUGAGCGUGUAGGCAGAGAGCCUAACAGGCGCAGUCUGGCCCUGAUCAUGGAUCCAGUCACUGCAAUUGGGCUAGCAUCGGCGAUACUCACCUUCGUUGAGUUCUCCUGGAGCCUUGUGCGAGGAGCUGGUGAUGUCUACAGGUCACCAACCGGUGCUAGCCAAGAGAACACAUCGAUUGGCACCAUCAUUGCUGACCUGGAGGACGUCGCAGACAACAUCAACACCGACAUACAGGGGCGAGGAAAGCACGAGAACGCCCUCACAGCUCUGGCCAAGGGAUGCGAGGAUCUAUCAAAGGAGUUGCUUCAGGUCCUAGAGAAGCUAAAGAAGAGAAGCGACUCCAAACGGGAGGCAUUGAAGGCGACCCUAAGAAGCAUGAGGAAGGAGAAGGAAGUUGCUUCCAUCGAGAAAAGACUUGGUGAAUAUCGCGCUGAAAUUGUGUUGCGUCUGAAUUUAGUGCUUUGCAACCAGCAAUCUGCUAUCAAAGAACAACUAGAUGGGAUACAAUACGACAGCAGAAAUUUCGCCAGUGAAACAAUUAGGGCGAUAGGAGAUCUGCGAUCAAUGGUAUCUGAUACCAUGGAUCAGCUCAAAUACGAGCACGGGAACCCAUUGGUGGAUCCAAUGCUGUGGGAGGCGAAGAUUGUCCAGUUGGGACAGGUCCUGCGCGAGUCUCUGCUGGCACUCAAUACCAAACUACUAGCACUGCCCAAGGAGACGAUAGUCCUCCGCAGGCUUUUCUUCGACACCAUGUUCCGACGAGAAGACGACAUCUCUGGCCCAGGAUACGGGACUUUCGAGUGGGUCCUCGAAGAUAUUAGACUUGUGAAAGGAAGUCACAUUCAACGGCUCAGUUCCAGCUAUAGAAGCAAGCGCGAUGAGCACCGUUUUGUGGUCGGGAAAUCUAGCAGUGCAUUCAAAUACUAUGGAAAUACAGAUGGCUGGGAUUCAAACAGCGAGUUCGACAUGUUCGAUACCAACGGGACCAAUAGUUCCCGAAAAGGAGAGAGUGAAGUCGGCUCCGACAGCAGGGUGAGCAAUGACGGAGGUUCGAGCGACGAGCAACAUCAAGUCAAUAAGGAUGAUCAAAACAACAAAGACGACGAAAACACGAUUGUCUUCGGGCAGACAGAUGGACAACAGUUCGUAAAGUUUGUCGCAUCCGAAUCCGGCACAAAUUCCGACCAUAGCAGCGGAGAUGAGUGGAGAUAUAGCGAUCCCGAAGUUAAAAGGGAAAAAGAUGACAGCGUUGGAACCCGAGAAAGCUAUUCUUCAGAUGAAGGUAGCUACUGUUCGUCAGACUCGGAGACGCAUGGGGAAGAAGUGUCCAGCACCAGGAACAGAGGAAAACUGGAUACUACCACGGAAUCCACGAAGGAUACGCCACCAUUUGAAGUCCACGGAAAUGAAUCACCGUCAGCGCAGAGCCUCUCGAGUGGUUGGGCACCUCCACCUCAUUCCGAGCAUAUCGCUUCUGGAUCCACGAAGGAUACCCCGACGAUCAGACUGCACGGUGUUUAUUACAGGAGCGGCCCGUCCAUCUCGAAGAUCCACGGCAGUGAACCAUUGUCAUGGUACAGUGGUUGGGCACCCCAUCUCGAACAUAUCAUGUCAGUCUCCGAGCGUGCGAAAAGACGACAAAUAUCCACGGCAUUUGCAUCAUUCCUGAGGAAGUCCCAAGGAGUUUUCUUUUGUUGCGGCAAGGCAGGUUCAGGGAAGUCGACCUUCAUGAAGUACAUUUCUAGUCACCAAGAGAUUCGCAGACAGCUGGAAAGCUGGUCAGGAGACAAAAGGCUGGUCAUAAUCAGUGUAUUCUUCUGGAACUCGGGUGAUGAACUUCAGAUGUCCAUGGAAGGCUUCUAUCGAUCUCUUUUGUUCCAAGUGGUGCAACAAUGUCCAGAAGUACUACCAGCAAUCUUUCCAGAUCAUAGUUUGCAAACGGAUGACAUUCAUGAGGGCAUUCGUGGACGAUCACUUCCCUUCCGCUUCUCUGAGCUCCAGGAUGCUAUCCGGAGGCUUCUAGAGACGUCUGAAAUUCCAAGCCACAGACUUUGCUUCUUCAUCGACGGACUGGACGAGUACAAAGGAGACAGAAAGGAACACUUUUCACUGGCUCAAUUGCUCAAAAACUGGGCAACGAAGGAUGUCAAGAUUAUAUGUUCUGCAAGACCGUAUAUCGAGUUCCUGGACACCUUCACUGACUCAGGCCGAACAAUACAGCUGCACGAGUGGACCAAGGACGACAUAUAUCGUUAUGUCUUGUCGGAGUUACACACAGGUCUCGGCUCUGACAAGAUGCCAUCAGAAGCCAUCACGAGACUUGUUGAACUUGUCUCUCGGAAAGCAGACGGCGUUUUCAUAUGGGCUCGACUUGUGGUGCAAUCUCUCUUGGAAGGCAUCGCUCACCGUGACUCAGUAAGAGCGUUGCACGGCAGGGUAGAUCAAGCUCCCAGAGAUCUUAACUCUCUGUACGAAAGAAGUCUUAGCAGCAUCGACUCAACAAUCCGCGAACGCGCGGAUGAUGCUCUCUCUCUUGUUGCUCGAAGCCCAUUUGGCACACUCAACGCUUUGGCCUUCAGUUGGCUGGAUGACCUGGAGGAUGAAGACUUUCCGUUGAAUCGUCCAUUCCAGAUAUACACCAGAGAAGAGGCGGAAGACCGCGAGGAAACUGCAAAACGGCAAGUUGCCCUUUUGACAAAGGGCCUCGUGGAGAUGCGUCGUGUCAAAUAUCCUGAGAACACUAUCAGACUAUCGCCUGAGCCACUGUUCAGGUACAAGCUCGACUACUAUCACCUGACUGCUCAUGAAUUUUUGAUGAAUAGAGUGGCAUCUGACCAUGAAAGUAUCUCUGAGACGCUCAGAGAUCGAUACGCGCGGCUGACUUUGGCGGAGAUCAAGUUUUCUGGAUUUCUGAGGAGUCGUUCAUCCCAGUUUCGGACAAUUUAUGCAGCGGGCCAGCACAAGUUCCACGACGUUCCGGACAAGUAUUUAGACGAACUCAGAGCGUGCUAUCCGACUCGAGGCACAUCUCAGAAUGAUUCACGGUGGGACACUCAUGUUGGAUUCUAUGAUGCACAAUCACAAGGAAGUUUUCAGAUCGGUCUUUGGGGGCGGGGAACCCCUUGGCGACCGGGCAACUCGAUAUGCCAUUUAGUCUGGAAAGGCUCAGAUCCAAAUUUGAUCAUUUGCUACGCAUUGUCGCUCCACCAAGCCGGCUACGUUUUGAGGAGACUGCAAAAUGGCGUUGCUGACAAGCUCACUGAGGAAGAGCUAGCCGUUUGGCUUUUCGCAACCUGGACAAUUUUCCCGGACCCCGCCAUAACAGAAUAUGUCUUGUCUCAUCGUGGGCUGCCAGAGCGACCCGUUGAGAUUAGGAACUUUUUCGAAGGGAAGAAUACGGACAUAUCUUGCUGGUUCGGGUUCCUCAUGUCCUUCUCGCGCACCGUACUGACUCAGACAACCGUACAUGGGAUCAGACUGGGAAUGGCAGAGAAGAUUCAAUCGUCGAAUGGGUCCCGCGCUUGGGAAGAAUAUUGCGAGGGAACAGAGUGGCGCAUGUGGAUAGAGAUGCAAUGCCGCAAUUUGGAGCAUCUUUUGAAGCAUGGCGUGGACAAAGAUGUGAUUUUCCUCCUCGGGGGCAUGCCUGUCGAUCAGGCUUUGCAACCAGAUGAGCAAAGACACUCAUGGGAUGUUUGGGCGCAUCAAUGGGAUGAGUGGAUGCUGGACCAAGGGACCAUAUUCUAUGUGGACCUUUUGACCAUGCUUGACUUGAUUCAACCACCACCCGCGAACUUGAACACGCUCCAAGGGCUUCUCAGGGCGUCUCCCGCAAGCUGUCUGCAAAGCACGUGCAGCAGCUUUGUAAGCCGUAUGCGGGGUUAUUUCUGCGAAAGGCCUCGUCACUCACUGCGCAGGGACACUUACAAGGCUCUGAAAGCGGAGGACUUGAAGAGAGGACAAUUAAGAAUCUACGCUAUCGAAUCGAAGAAUGAGGUGCUCAGUGGCCCAAUGACAAUACUCGUUUACUAG